Messenger RNA from Protobothrops mucrosquamatus (brown spotted pit viper), 767 nucleotides. RefSeq names its product LSM6 homolog, U6 small nuclear RNA and mRNA degradation associated (gene LSM6). The transcript has 4 exons. Bases 359 to 601 code for a protein of 80 amino acids. Gene Ontology annotation, molecular function: RNA binding. Gene Ontology annotation, biological process: mRNA splicing, via spliceosome; maturation of SSU-rRNA. NCBI's taxonomy places the organism in Eukaryota, Metazoa, Chordata, Lepidosauria, Squamata, Viperidae. Gene Ontology annotation, cellular component: sno(s)RNA-containing ribonucleoprotein complex; U4/U6 x U5 tri-snRNP complex; U6 snRNP. The record is from RefSeq and is a predicted model, not a curated record.
GCUGCUGCUGCGUCUUUUGCGGAAGUUUUUGAAUGGCGGUGGCGGCCCUUCAUCACAGGCGCUGAGCUUCAGCUUUCUUCUCCGCUCCUCCUGCUUCCUUUCCUUUCCCGCCGCCACCUUUUUCGGGCACGCCGGCCAGGCGCCUGGAACGGACGGGAUAGGCUGCAGCACUAUUCCCGCGGUGCGCGUUUGAGUCGCCUUUGAGGACGGUGCAACCUCACGGCGCGCAGAAUUGGGUCGCUGUUAGGAUUUCCGCAGAUCCGGCUGCAGAAGUAGCGGUUUCCCCCACUUAUUAGCGUGUCGGAAGCGAGUCUGUCGCGCUGCUAAAGUUCUUACAGAGCACUUGAAAAAUAGCAAAAUGAGUCUACGGAAACAAACUCCAAGUGAUUUCUUGAAGCAAAUCAUAGGAAGACCAGUUGUUGUGAAAUUAAAUUCUGGAGUUGAUUACCGAGGUGUACUAGCCUGCUUGGAUGGCUACAUGAAUAUUGCUCUGGAACAGACAGAAGAGUAUGUAAAUGGACAAUUGAAAAAUAAAUAUGGAGAUGCUUUCAUCAGAGGAAAUAAUGUUUUAUACAUAAGUACACAGAAGAGGAGAAUGUGAGCCUUUCUGAAGAUGGAAUAUUUCAUAUUAACUUUUCUUAAUAAUUGUUUUGUUUCUUCCUUCCAUUGUAAAGUUAUAUAAUCUGUAUGGAAAGGUUGUUUUUUCUUUUAAUGUUAAAACAAAAUAGAACAUUUUCCUGUUUCAGUGUUGUUUGUAUUUUGAAAAG